AUGUCCAAAGGAUCAUCAACAGCUUCAUUUUUCCUCACAAUGCUAACUGCACUUGUGCAUGUGGGGAUGAUCAUGGCUGCGGUUGACCCCGCAGCGGCCACCGGAAAAGAACCCAUUCUUGAACUAUACAUGCACGACAUUCUUGGGGGCAAUAGCCCUACAGCUAGGCCGAUCACUGGCUUGCUAGGCAACAUCUACAAUGGUCAAGUGCCCUUUGCAAGGCCAAUAGGUUUCAUCCCCCCACAAGGUGGGGUUGCUAUCCCCAAUGCCAAUGGUGCAAUUCCAACUGUUAAUGGUCUCAAUGGCUUCCCUUUAGGGAGUGGCUUAGCUGGUGCAGGAAACGCAAACAAUCAGAACCAACCUCAGAUCCAACUGGGACCAGAUGGACUGGGACUAGGGUUUGGAACCAUCACCGUCAUCGAUGAUGUGCUGACCUCUGCGCCCGAGUUGGGGUCACAGACAAUCGGCAAAGCUCAAGGAGUUUACGUGGCGAGCUCGGCAGACGGAACUACACAGAUGAUGACGUUUACAGCCAUGAUUGAAGGAGGAGAAUAUGGUGAUAGCCUCAACUUCUAUGGCAUAUACAAGAUAGGAAGCGCCAUGUCAUACUUGUCAGUGACUGGCGGUACUGGCAAGUUCAAGAAUGCAAGUGGUUUUGCCGAGGUGCGAUCGCUCAUACCACCUGGUCAACAUGUCAUGGAUGGUGCAGAAACAUUGCUGAGGAUUACAGUGCAUCUAAGCUACUAA
Messenger RNA from Corylus avellana, 747 nucleotides. NCBI's taxonomy places the organism in Eukaryota, Viridiplantae, Streptophyta, Magnoliopsida, Fagales, Betulaceae. The record is from RefSeq and is a predicted model, not a curated record.